AUGAUGAGUCGUGACGAUAAGGAGAGUAUAAUUUCAGGUGAUGAGAAUAUGUUCCGAGGAGGAAAAGAAUCUCAAAUGAGUACGGAUAACAACAAUAAAACCGAGAAGUGUCUACCACAUGUUUUGACGAUUUUUGUGGUCGGAAAUGAUGCAGAAGAGUUUAAUAUUGAGAGACGAACACUCUGGCAAGAUGUAUUACCAGAUUUUCAAAAUCUUGCAUUCCAAUCGAAUUUCGAUCUUGAAUUCUGCGAUGUUCCUCUGGAAAAUGGAGAAUUAAGCAACAGCACGGCAGAGCAUACAUUAAAACUGUGGAAGGAGAAUCCUCGGAGUUGGAUGGUGAUCCUGCUUGGCAACCGUUAUGGAAACGUGUCAGUACCAACAUCAUUACGAAAAGAAGAGUACGAAUCCAUUCGGUCGUCGAUAUUUGAAGAGAAUGGAAAUGUUCGUGUCUUUGAAAAGGCUUACACAAUAAAUCGAAACACUUCCAUCGAGGAAUAUCGUCUUGUUCCAUCAGCCAUCAAAGAUAAGAAACAACUGGCUGAAAUCAUAAAGGCGUUGCAGGCAGGAGCCAAAGCUGCUCACGAAGAAGGAGCAAUAAAUCAAGUCCACGAACAGCGACAGAAUCGUUUUUUCUCUUCACCACUCGAAUCAUUUGUCCGUUCGGUACUACAAGUUCAACCGUGUCGAUGCCUUUUUCUGCUUCGAAAAUUCGAUCAACUCGUUGCGGAUCCCAAUUCUCCAAACGCUUUUCUUGAGAUUGACGAACAAAAGAGCCGGAAAAUAGAGGAUCUUAAGUUCAAUGAGAAACUCAAGAACCAUCUCACUGAUCUUGAUCCUAAAAUAAAACCGGAACCACCGACAUCUCCGAUUGAAUUGGCUGCAAAUGACAUGAAACCUCAUAUUGAAUACCUGGAACAACAACUCUCAAUCGGAAAUUUGAAAAGAGACUACGAUAAAAGAUUGGAUGAACUGGCAGGAGUGAAAGUGAAUCGUGGAGUUUUUCUGAUUCAAGGAACGGAUCUCUGUGGGAAAACACAAGCAUUAUGCAGACUUUAUAAUAAGAUUUCAAGUAAAGAUGCAUACAAAAUAAUAUUUUUCACAAACUUGACUUAUUCAUCUAAUUUCGCCCAUGAAGCAUGGAGAACAAUAUGUUUGAAUAUCUGUUCGGUAGCCGAUAUUAAUGCAAAAGAAGUAUUGGAACAUUUCAAAUUGGGCGAGAUUCUGAAGUGUCUGGAAACAGUUGUUCAAGCAGCCGACAAGCCAGUUUGUAUAUUUAUUGAUGAUGUUCAUUUACUCAAAUUCGGACAUCUUUUGAGUCAAAUUGGGCGAAGAACUGAAACUGCUCCUGACAAUCUUUCGCUGUUCAUGACGUCAUCGAAUGUGUCUCCUGUAAAUGCAGUUUUUGCAGUAACUCAAACAGUGAAUGUGGAUGUGAUAUCUGAAAAUGAAGUGGUCGGAAUGGUUCAGAAGAUGGCUGAAAAAGUGGAUAAGAAGUUGACAAGUGAACAAGUAUCUGCAAUCCGCCCUCUGUUAGCAUCAAAAGAAGGAAUUCUGAUAGCGAAAAGUGUUGCUCAUGAGAUACUUUUGAAUGGAAAUAGUUCAAUGAAAGGAGGAAUUGAAGGAAGAUUAGCAAGAAUUGAGAAGGAAUUUGGAAAGGAAGCUGUUGGAAAUGUAGUCAAGUACAUUGCUGUAUCAUCUCAUGGGCUUACUCGUUUGGAGGUUCAUGAUGCAAUUUCAGCAGACAGAGAAUCAUUAGAAGAAAUGAAUAUGCCAAUUGUAUUCUCUCUUUUAACACUUGACAACAUCAUUGAAGCUCUCGGACCACUUCUCCGAAAACUUGUCAUUGAUGACCGAGUGAUUAUUGCUCCAUCACAUGCUAUCUUGAGUUUAUUUUUCAAGAAUCGAUAUCUGAUAAACAGCAUUGAAGUUCGAUCAACACACCUUCACUUAUCAGAUCUCUUUGCUGAUUUACUCGUAGAUAAUGAACAAUCUCCACGUCAUGAAAUUGCAUAUCAGACAUUCGCUCAGGGUAUAAAACGGGAUAACGGAACUCCAAACUUCCGAAGAUUACGGCUUCUUUGGUAUCAUUGUCUUCAUUCGGGUAAUCUCGAUCGACUGAAAGAACUCUCUUUGUGUCAUUUUGAAUAUGUCGAUUUCGUGACUCGUUAUUAUGGAAUUUCACAUUUAUUAUCUUUGUAUGAAGAGUGUGCAACUCAGAUUCUCCAUCAUGAUCUACAAGUAUUGUCCGAACAAGUACUGGUCCCUGCUCUCGUCACAAUGGCAAGAGAUAGUGAACAAUUGGCAGCAGAAGUAAUAGGACGAUUGAGGUUCACAAGAACAGAUAACAGUCAUUUUCUGAAUAGUCUCGUGGAUCAGGCAAUGUCUUGGGUUGAUUUAUACAAUCGACAGCCCCUUUUGGUCCCUCUGACUUGUUGGAUUUCUCCUCCUGCAACGAAAGUCUGUCGUAGUUUUACUCUGAAAGAUUGGAAACCGGGGAACACUGUUUUGACACUAUUUGCAAAUCACCAAUACAUUCUGAUAUCUGGAAAUCAAUCUGAUCCAGGAGUCAUCUAUGCGUAUCAUAUAGCAUCAGAGCAACUUGUUGGAACAUUCAAAGGCCAUACUGCAGCAGUUACAUGUCUUUGUUCGAGUAACGAUAGCUCAUUCUUCAUUAGUACGUCAGCUGACAAGACUGUCAAAGUAUGGGUGUUCUCGCAGUAUGUUCCUACAAUGUCAUUAACUCAUCAUACUGCCAAAGUGACCUGUGCAAUUCUCACAAGUGACGAUGAAUACAUGAUAACAGCUUCAGCAGAUUCAUCAGCCAAAAUGAUAAAAGUAGAAACAGGAGAUGUGAUCAGAUCAUUCAAUGAUCAUACUGGAUCUGUAGUUUCUCUUCAACUCACUUCGAAUAAUCAGUUCUUGAUUACGGGAUCUGGAGAUUUCGUAGUUCAAAUGUGGGAUGUUACGAACGGAAAAUGUAUAUCAAGAAUGGGUGGAUUGAUGGCUCCAGUCAGUACAUUGGCUAUUACAUCGAACGACGCUUUCGUCGUAGUCGCAUGUGAAGAUGAAACAUUGAAAGUAUUCAGUACUGUUGGAGGACAAGAACUGCAUGAACUGAUGGGACACGAGGGAAAAGUGAAUUCAUUGGUUUGUGCACAAGAUGAUUGUCAACUGUUUGCUGCCACAAAGUCGAAAAUAUUCUGUUAUGACAUUCACAAUGGACAAAUGAUUGAUGUGUUGGAUAUAGCUCAACCGUAUCCGAUAUGUAGUUUGAAGAUCUCAUCAGAUAACAACUUCCUUAUCUCUCCAUGUGGACCGAAAGUAACUAUUUGGAACGUAACAAAACGAAACCACGAUGCUCAUGAUGUUCAUGCUGAUAAAGAAGGAUUCCUUACCGCGGUUGCUCUUUCCAAUGACGAUAAAUAUGCUGCGUGUGGAACAAAUAACGGAAUUGUUGCACUUUGGGAUCUGGAAGUAUGUCAAUGUGUGUACACAACAGUUCAAAACAAAGGAGAUCCAAUCACUUGUAUUCGGUAUUCAAUUGAUAGUAAUUAUUGUAUUUCUGGAAAUCAAGCUGGAUGUAUUCUGAUUCUAGAUGCACAAAAUGGAGGAAUUGUCCGAGAACUUUUUAUGCACAGCAGUGAAGUCCUAUCGAUCAUGUCGUUGGUUCAGAAUAAGAUGAUCUCUUGUGACAUUCAAGGGAAAAUGGUGAUUUGGGAGUUAUUCGGUGAUGAUGAUACUCCUGAAAUGGUUGCCACUGGUGUCAAACCACCCAUUUUUGUGCCACCGACUGGAAGAAUUAUGAUUGGGCACUGCUCGCUGAGCAACAAAGAAAUGAAAAUCUGGGCGUUCCCUGACGAAGGACCUCCGGUAACUCGUGCAAAACUAUCACAUGGUGAUGAAAUAACUUGUUUUGCCACAUCACCAAAAGGAGGAAAUUUCAUUGCUACUGGAUCUCGUGACCAAUCAUUAAAAAUAUGGCAAAUUGACAGGGGAUUCCUAACUCAAGUUCUAGUUGGACAUGACAAUGUGGUCACUUGUUGUUGUAUAUCAUAUGAUGAGAAGGUAGUGGUUUCUGGAGCCAGAGAUCAGAAGAUAAUCGUAUGGAAUGUUCAAAGUGGAGAUAUGAUAUGUACAGUCAAUACAACUGCUGCAAUUACAUCUCUUUCAAUGACUGGAGACUCAACUGUUGUAUUCUCAACAACGGAGGAUGGUUGGGUUGAGACAUGGUCCACAACGGAAGGAAAGCUUCUUUCAACUUUCAAUGCACAUCGACCAAUCAAGAAACUCAUAAACUCGUAUGAAUCUCAUCGAAUGUUACUUCUACUCGAAAACUGUGCUCAACUUCCGAUUCUUUGUCUUCAUAACACUCCAGCCGUAGGAGUUGAAGCAACAAGAAGAAGGAGUGCAAGAGCUCAAUCAGUCUCAAGUGCAUCGAAUGAACCAGUCGCUUCAUCUGGAUCAGGAGAAAUCAAAAAGGAUCCAACAUCUUCAUCGAACAACGGAGGGAGUAGUCACCCUGCUCCGAGGGCAAAUGCUCCAAAACCCACUUUUGAUAUGCUUGAAAGAAGCAAAAUUAUGUGGGCCGACACAUUAUACUGGAUUAUUAUUGGUAUAAUUGAUGUUUUGGCUAUCAUUUUCAAUGCUCUUCUCAUUUAUUUGGCUCUUUAUCGUACUCCAAAAAUGGUCAGAAUUCUCUACCAGUUUGCAGAAUCGGAUCCUUCUGAAAUCAUUCAACUUCUCCAACCAUAUCAUCCACAAUACAAUUUCACUGGACUAACAGUUAGCGGAGUUUCAGAUAUCCGAAGUGUUUAUGCUCUCUAUAAAAUCCUUCAAAUGACUGUUAUGACUGUUCCCAUAUUUUCCACCAUUCUAUUUUUAAGAAACAAAAUAAUUAACCGGCUCUUAUACCGUGGAAUCAACAUUUCACUGAAUACGAAAAGUCUUCAUUCUCAGCUUCUAAUGGCACUAACAUAUCAGGCACUUCUACCAACUCUAUACUCUAUCAACGUCAUCAUGUAUGUACUAGAACAAUCCGGAAUAUAUGCAUCUCCAUUCUUCGAGAAUUUCAUAAUGUCUGGAUUAGUUUUGAUUCCAUUUUUCUCUCCAUUCACUUCUUUUUUCUUCUUUACUCCGUAUAGACGAAUCAUAUUGGGAAUGGUUAUCAAGAACCUCAACAAGAGACCAGUCGCUACUUCGGAAACUGGUCAUGGAUCGUUUCCAAUCUAG
Molecule: messenger RNA, 5229 nt
Organism: Caenorhabditis remanei
Lineage: Eukaryota; Metazoa; Nematoda; Chromadorea; Rhabditida; Rhabditidae
Exons: 20
Coding region: 1-5229 (1742 amino acids)
Molecular function (GO): protein binding
Source: RefSeq, a predicted model, not a curated record